Racocetra fulgida is the source of this 150-nucleotide messenger RNA. The record is from the annotation of a GenBank genome assembly. Lineage: Eukaryota; Fungi; Glomeromycota; Glomeromycetes; Diversisporales; Gigasporaceae.
AUGUUCCUUAUUGCAUUCACUGUGAUCCAAACUGUUACAGCUGCAUAUAACGUGUUGUUUAGUAACAGUUGGAUUUUAAAAAUUCUAAAUGGUUCAUUACAAAAAGCUUAUAAUUUGGAUCCUGAUCUGAUAAAAGAAUUCGAAUAUGAG